AUGCAAGUCGGUUCACAUAUGAUAGGGGCUCAAGAUUCCAGCGUAGUCGCAGAAUUUUACGCGACUCGAGCAGAAGCUGAGCUCAAUCCAGUUCUUGAAUACCUCCGGUUUGAAGCCAUUUUGAAAGGUUCACCCCCUCGUGAUAUUUCCGAAGCCAGAAUAAGGAGAAUGUGGCAGAUACUCGCACUCGCUGAGGACAAUGGGUGGAUCGGCUCCUUGAAAGCCGGACGAGCCGUUGACUUCUGGAUCUGGUGUGGGCUGAAGCCGGAACGAUGGGCCUUCGUUCCGGAUCAAGGCCUAUGGGAAGAGUUCUCAGAGGAAUGCGGGCUGUAUAAAUACAAAGAUUACCCCAAUGCAAGAACGCAGGAAUUGUCUGAUCUGUCCAUGUGGACGCCUCCAAAACUUGGGGUCACGAGAAUGCCUGAAUAG
Molecule: messenger RNA, 429 nt
Organism: Penicillium subrubescens
Lineage: Eukaryota; Fungi; Ascomycota; Eurotiomycetes; Eurotiales; Aspergillaceae
Exons: 3
Coding region: 1-429 (142 amino acids)
Source: RefSeq, a predicted model, not a curated record